AUGACAACGAUGUUCGUCCAACUGCGCCGCGUGGUGUACCUGUUGGUACUUCUUCAGUGUUGUACUUGUGUGGCAUAUGCGCAAGAUGAUGAACGUAUGACCGAUGAGGAUGAGAAACAUUUACAGGGAAUGACUAAAUUGAGAGUUAAGAUGGCAGAGGAGAAGAAAAAAGUUGAGGCUAUCCGUGUGUCAGUAAACACCGUAAAGAAAGAAUGGAGUGAAGUGUCGAAGUGUGCUCAGAAUGCAACAACGACGGCCAAUGAAGUUAGAGAGCUUCUUAUGGAGACUAAAGGCCGUAUUUUGUAUCUACCUGAAAAUGAGAAUGAGAAGAAUAUGAGUGAAUUGAAAGAGGUGUUAAGGAAGGCAGUAGAUGCAUCAAAAGAGAUCACUGUUGCCGCUGACAAUGCAAGUUUGACAGCUAAAAAAAUAAGCAAUUUGACGCAGGAAAUUCAACAGGGGCAAGAUGAUUUGUUUAAAGUGAUAGGUCGUCUUACGUGGACUGCUAAUAAUCACAUUGACAAAAAAGAUGAAAAGAUAAAAAUAAAGCAGUUUGCUGAAGAGUGCAAGAAAGAAGCGAAGGAAGUAGAGAAUUUCGUUCUGGAUGUACAAAAGGACUCCGCAAGUACUUUUAGUUUAGCGGAGGAGGCCGAGGAAAAGGCAGCAGUUGCCUCCGAUGCAGCAGCGGAACUUCAGAAAAUCAUUAAUGAAACUUACCUAGAAUGCCCAGACAUGAAAGAAGAGCUGGAUCGUGAAAUUGAGGAGGAGAAACGAAGAUUGUCUGAAACCAACACAACAAAUGAAGGUGAGAACUCACCACACAAUAAUAAGGAGUUAGACGAUUCACAUCCAAAUAAACAGAAUGAGACGGGAAGCCAUGCAAAUGCCCAACAGCAGCAGAAUCAACAGAACUCUGAGAAUAAAAAUGAAGAAAGCAAUGUUGAAACACAAGAGAAUAAUAAUAGUUCUCAGAGCAAAACUCCAACACCCAGUGAUUCAUCUGCUUNUGUGUGGCAUAUGCGCAAAGUGGUGAUACGGCCUCCAUGA
Molecule: messenger RNA, 1044 nt
Organism: Trypanosoma theileri
Lineage: Eukaryota; Euglenozoa; Kinetoplastea; Trypanosomatida; Trypanosomatidae
Exons: 1
Coding region: 1-1044 (347 amino acids)
Source: RefSeq, a predicted model, not a curated record